CCUGGGGGCGGUGCGGGGACGGCUGUGAGGGACUCCGGGAAGUGCCGCUMCCCAUGCACGGCGCGGAGGAGGCGGCGGCGGGGCCGCGGGUAAAAGCGGCGAGCACGAGCACGCAGACCGACAGCAUGGCCGGUCAAAUGCCACGACUUUCUAAGGUCAAUCUUUUUACUUUAUUAAGUCUCUGGAUGGAGCUCUUUCCCUCGGCUGAACAACAGAAAAAAUCCCAGGUGAAGAAGAGUGGUCUAGUUGUGGUGAAAAACAUCAAGAUCAUUGGUCUUCAUUGUUCCAGCACAGAAUUGCAUGCUGGCCAGAUUGCACUCAUUAAACACGGAUCAAGACUUAAAAACUGUGAUCUUUAUUUUUCCAGAAAACCAUGUUCAGCUUGUUUAAAAAUGAUUGUAAAUGCUGGGGUGAACAGAAUUUCUUACUGGCCUGCAGAUCCUGAAAUCAGCUUGCAGAACGAGGUGUCCAGUCCCACAAGCACUGAGGAUGCAAAGCUGGAUGCCAAGGCAGUGGAAAGACUAAAGUCAAACAGUCGUGCUCGUGUGUGUGUGCUACUUCAGCCUCUGGUGCACUGCAUGGUGCAGUUUAUUGAAGAAACUUCCACAAAGUUUGAUUUUAUUCAGAAAAUAGCAAAAUCACAGCCUAACUGUGAUACUGACUUUUAUACUGCAUGUAGGCAAGAAAGAAUAAAAGAGUAUGAAAGUUUAUUUCUAAUUUCAAAUGAGGAAAUGCACAAGCAAAUAUUAAUGACAAUAGGACUGGAGAACCUCUGUGAAAACCCAUACUUCAGCAACCUUAGGCAAAAUAUGAAAGAACUUGUCUUGGUCUUGGCCACAGUGGCUGCCAGUGUCCCUGUCUUUGGAUGCUUUGGAUUUUACAAGAGUGGAUCACAACAAAGCAAUGAAGCAGACGAUCAGUGUUUGCCCCAGGAUGUGGCAAGGCACUGUAUGAUACAAGCCAGGCUGCUUGCAUAUCGCACAGAGGAUCAUAAAACGGGAGUUGGAGCUAUUAUUUGGGCAGAGGAAAAAUCAAGAGGCUGUGAUGGAACUGGAGCAAUGUAUUUUGUAGGCUGUGGUUACAAUGCCUUUCCUGUUGGAUCUGAAUAUGCUGAUUUUCCACAUAUGGAUGAUAAGCAAAAAGAUCGGGAAAUUAGAAAGUUCAGAUAUAUUAUCCAUGCGGAGCAGAAUGCCCUAACAUUCAGGUGUCGAGAAAUAAAGCCAGAUGAGAGAAGCAUGAUAUUUGUGACAAAAUGUCCAUGUGAUGAAUGUGUUCCUUUAAUUAAAGGAGCUGGUAUCAAGCAGAUCUAUGCAGGAGAUGUUGAUGCUGGAAAAAAGAAAGCAGACAUAUCCUAUAUGAAGUUUGGUGAACUUGAGGGUGUAAGCAAAUUUACAUGGCAAGUAAGUCCAUUGCACACUAAUACCCUUGAAUUCCAUGAUCCUACAGCCAGGGAAAAUGGGGUCCAGAAAACAAAAUCGCUGGAUGACCAGCAGCACCAAAACAAGAAACUGUGUCUUGGUCAUUACUGAAUAAUUAAGCACUUCCUGCAGUCUUGCUUCGUACUUUUUAUACUACAGCCUGUUUGCACUUUCAAAUAAGGGAGAGUUUUAUUUAAUGUUUGGAAAGUGAAUUUUAGAAUAAGUUUAUUUAUUAUGUCUUUAAUGUUUUAUGAUGUUACCUAAAGGUCUUUUUAAUUUAGAAGCUCCUGGCGAAAAAAUGCUGCUUGUAUUUUCUGUUAAAGUAACUGGGUGGCUGAUCAUUUUAAACACAUUUUAAAAAUAUAUACUGAAAGUUUAUUGCUAGUAGAGCAGAGUAAUAAUAAAAUGGUGUCUUACUUGCUUGGUGUAUGGAUUGAGGGAAUGGAUUUUUAAGUUCUGGGCUAGCAAAAAGGCAGAAAUAAACUCUAGUUCUUCAAAUACAAUUGUCAGGGGAGUCUUCUAGGAAAUGGUAAACAAAAAUCACCAGCAACUACUUCUGUUCUUGAAAGUGACUUUUGCUUUUCAGUCUGCUUCUCAUUAUAAUGGACACAAAACCAUUGGGAUAGUAACCAUUGCUAGGUAAAUGAUUUGCAGACCAAUCUUGUCUCUGAUACACUCUUCAUACUAUAGCAGCAGAACUGUUUAGUUUUGUGGUACCUGCCUUGCUGCUCUGUGUGUUUCCUCAAGUGCAGUCCAUCUGAAUUAAUGAAGACAAGGAUUAGCUUUGCUUUUUGUCAGGUUCUGAAAGCAGGCCUAAAAGCAUUUGGCUGUAUGCAUCUCACUGGCAUCUACAUACAUGUGAACAUUGCUUGUGUUGAGGUUUUGUCAAUCUUUGCUAACAGGCACCUAGGACUACAGAAGCUAAUAAAUCACCAGUGUCGUGUUGUUUCUUAGAUAGCAUGAUGUGUACCAGUGUAAUAGCCCAAAUCUUUUCAGGUGCCAGUCUCUUGGAUGACUACAUGUGGAGCAAGGGUGACAUUAAAACAGCUGCUGAAACUGCAAUCUAGCGUUGCUAGUUUUGAGGGGAUAAGUAAUAGGUGACCGGAACAAAGAAUUGUACCCAGAAUUUUUUGAGCGGUCUGUCUCCUAAUUCCCAUCUGUUUCCUGCUUUGAAUCUGACCUCUGAAGUGUUUGUUUUAGCAGAUGUCCCAAGAUUUUCUGUUCACUACUCUGCUGAGCUCUCAAGUACAAAUACCUUAAAUAUUUUCUGCUCUUUCUGGUAGGAUAUGUAAACAACCCUUUCCCAGGUCUUUCAUGUGUCUUUGCUGCCCUUCUUAAAGUCCUGGAAGGGGAAUCAUGUCUUAAGAUGCAUCUGUAGGUUUUCCUUGUUUCUUUUAGGUUUUGGGAAAGCUUGAAGCUGGAUAGCAGGGCUGUGACUGGAUAGUGUACACUGUCCAAAUUAGAAUAAAAAGUCUGCUCUUGUCCACCCACUGAAACCUUCUCAUUUCCAUAAUCCAUUGGCAAUGCUCUUCUACAUGAAGUAGAAGUAAGGGGAAAAACAGGGCUGGAUUUAAGGUCCCUUCAAGUUUUAUAGUGAUCUGUCUGCUGGUAUCAAAAUGUGUAAAAUCUGUAUCUUCAUAGGAGCAGCUGAAAUUGAAAAGUCCCUGAAAUGUCAUAGGUGCCCUGGGUACACAGAGAAGCAAAUUAAGUAAAAUAUCACACACAUGAAAUAACUACACUGCAGUAAAUGCUGCAGUCUGGAACAUUUCUCUACUGGAGUAAUCUCUGUUUCAGGAGGAGUUAAGAUUCUAUCUUUUAAUUACUUUUUUUUUAUAAAGAGGAAUUUUUUACUUUCUGUGAAACUUGGAAUUGCUUGUAAGGCUGAAGGCUUUGAAGCCUGGCUUUAUUUCUGUCUUACUAUCUUCUACAGAUUCUUUCAGAGGUUCAGAAAUUUCUGUAGGCUUUGAUUCUCACUAUAACCCUACUUCUUUAAUUUUUACUGGAAUUACAAAGUAGGGACUUUAUCUUGGCCAACAGGAACAAUGUCAGUGGGGUUCCUGGUUCCUCUCUCAGCCUGUGGACUCUGUAAGUGCUGCUCUGCUUGUCUGAUUACCAGAGAGAGAGCUACAGAAUACUUGACAUCUCCUGCAGUGCUUAUUUUGCAAAUCAACUCUAGAAUGUUUGUUUCUUACAUAAAAACUACAAAGUAUUUACUCAAGAAAUAUAAAAGUUAUAUAUUUUAUACAUUGUAUGAUAUUUCCAUGUGCAUUUUGAGACUCAUUCAUUUCAGAACAAUCAUUUUAAUUGCAGGUAUUAACAGUAAUAAUUUGGCCUCUUGACUGAGAAUUACAGAAAUUCUCUGUUAAUUGUCUGCCUUACAGCAAAAUAUGCUUCCUGCUAAUAAAUUAAUCUGUC
Molecule: messenger RNA, 3833 nt
Organism: Malurus melanocephalus (red-backed fairy wren)
Lineage: Eukaryota; Metazoa; Chordata; Aves; Passeriformes; Maluridae
Gene: CDADC1
Product: cytidine and dCMP deaminase domain containing 1
Exons: 9
Coding region: 54-1529 (491 amino acids)
Biological process (GO): dTMP biosynthetic process; dUMP biosynthetic process
Cellular component (GO): cytoplasm
Molecular function (GO): dCMP deaminase activity; zinc ion binding
Source: RefSeq, a predicted model, not a curated record